Poeciliopsis prolifica (blackstripe livebearer) is the source of this 6277-nucleotide messenger RNA. RefSeq names its product obscurin-like. Gene Ontology annotation, molecular function: transmembrane signaling receptor activity. The record is from RefSeq and is a predicted model, not a curated record. Gene Ontology annotation, biological process: cell surface receptor signaling pathway. NCBI's taxonomy places the organism in Eukaryota, Metazoa, Chordata, Actinopteri, Cyprinodontiformes, Poeciliidae. The coding region runs from base 24 to 5633 and encodes 1869 amino acids. The transcript has 22 exons.
ACGCUCUCUGUCUGGAUUUAAAGAUGGGCGGCACGUUGCUCUGUGUGCCGGGUGUAGUACUUCUCGGUGUACUCCUCUGCAUUGGAAACCCGACAGCCAAAUCAAGGCCUGUCCUGAUUGUGUCUCCGUCGUGGCUGAGUCCUGGAGCCUCAGUGACGCUGAACUGUGAGGUUAAACCUUCAUCAGAAGAAUGGAGGUUCUACUGGUAUCAAGCUGUUCCCGAAGUCUCCCAGAACAAAUACAAAUACGAGCCGGUGCCCGGCAGAGCCGACGGGACCGAAGAGGACUUCUGCAGAAUCAAAGGCCAGACGCACACAGCAGCGUAUGUGUGCAGAGCCGGGCGAGGAAUCCCGGAGGUUUUCACUCCGUACAGUGAAAUGAAGUUUGUCUGGUCAGGAGUGUCUUCUUCGGCGGCGUCUCUCCUGCUGAGCCCGAUGAAAGCAAAGCACUACACGGUCGACGAGAUCCAACUGACGUGUCGCGGCGCCUCUGCCGUCUGGAAAGUGAGGCGGUUCAGGCAGUACUACCCGUCCGACUUGUCGGACUGCUCCGUCUGGGGCAAAAUGGCGGGACCCACGUGCACCUUCAGCAGCCGCUGGUACCAGAAAGCGGUGUACUGGUGCGAGUCUGGUUCCGGAGAGUUCAGCAACGCAGUCAACAUCACCAUACACCCGCCCAGGGCGGUCCUGACUGUGUCCCCACCAUGGCUGAGUCCCAAAGCCUCAACAACUCUGAGCUGCCAGGUGGAGCCUCCGUCGCCGUUGUGGAGGUUCUACUGGUACAGAGCUGUUCCCGACCAGUCGAAGUACAGCUACCGAUACGACCCACUGCUCGGCACUCAGAAGGGCACCGCAAAGAACACGUACGUCACUCUGGGACAGAAGCACACGGCGGGAUACGCCUGCAGAGCCGGAAGAGGAAACCCGGAGAUCUUCACUGAUUACAGUAAAAUCACACUGAGCUGGUCCGGAGAGUCUCAUCCGACAGCUUCCCUCAUGGUGAGUCCUGCCAGGGAGAAACUGUUCACGGGCGACGAGAUCCAGCUGAAAUGUAGCGGGACCCCCGGCCUCUGGAGAGUGAGGCGGUUCAGACAGUCGUCCUACAACUCGGACGUUUCCGACUGCUUCAGCUGGGGGACCAUGUCCGGCUCCUCGUGCACCUUCCACAGUCGCUGGCAGCAAACCGCCGUGUACUGGUGCGAGUCUGGAUCGGGACAGCUGAGCAACGCCAUCAACAUCACCGUGCACGCCGCGCCGAAGGCCGUGCUGACUGCGUCCACACAGUGGGUGCGUCCAGGAGCCCCGGUCACUCUAAGGUGUGAGGUCAAGCCUUCGUCACCAGGAUGGACGUUCUACUGGUACAGAGCUGUUCCCGGACAGCCCGACACCUACAAAUAUCUGCCGCUGCCUGAGAGAACCCGUGAGACUCUGCGGUCCUCCUACGUCAUCCGUGAUCCGAAACACACGGCGGGAUACGCAUGCAGAGCCGCAUGGGGAGUCCCAGAGUAUUUAACCGAUUACAGCGAGCCAAAGAUGGUCUGGUCUGCAGAGACUUUUCCAGCAGUCGCUCUCACAGUGAGUCCUGCCAGAGACAACCUUUACACUGUCGAUGAAGUCCAGCUGACGUGCACAGGAAGCACUGGCGACUGGCGAGUGAGGCGGUUCAGACCGUACUACCAGUCGGACGUAACAGACUGCUCCGUCUGGGGGACCAUGACCGCGUCCUCGUGUACGUUCAGCAGUCCCCAGUACCACAGAGGAGUGUACUGGUGUGAGUCUGCAUCAGGAAAGUUCAGCAAUGCAGUCAACAUCACAAUACUCGCUACACCGAAGCCCGUCCUGACUGUGUCGACAUCGUGGCCGAGUCCUGGAGCCUCAGUAGUUCUGAGCUGCGAAGUCAAACCCGCAUCUGCAGAAUGGAGGUUCUACUGGAGCAAAGCCGUUCCCGACCUGCAGCAGAACAAUUACAGAUACCAGGUGCUGUCUGACGGCGUCAGCGGGACGCACGUCGUGCACGGAGAGACGCGCACGGCUGUGUACGCAUGCAGGGCUGGAAGAGAAAAAGGACAGUAUUUAACUGAAUACAGUGAACCAAAGUUUGUCUGGUCCGCAGAUCCUCACCCAGCAGCGUCUCUCAUAGUGAGUCCUGACAGAGACAAGCUUUACAUCGUUGACGACAUCAAGCUGGAAUGUACAGGAAGCUCUGCUGACUGGAGAGUGAGACGGUUUAAACAAUCAUACUACAAGGCGGAUUUAUCGGACUGCUCCAGCUGGGGAACGAUGGCCGGACCCUCGUGCACCUUUACCAAUCCCCUGUACCCUAGAGCAGUGUACUGGUGUGAAUCCGGAUCAGGAGAGUUCAGCAAUGCGGUCAACAUCACUGUAGAACCUGCACCGAGGCCCCGGCUGACCGCGUCUCCAUCAUGGCUGAGUUCCGGAGGCCCGGUGUCUCUAAUCUGUGAGGUUAAACCUUCCUCUGCGGGAUGGAAGUACUACUGGUACAAAGCUGUUCCUCUUCUAUCAAAGAAGAGCUACAAAUAUGUUCCACUGCAUGACGUUACUGUAGGGACUGUAAAGAACGUCCACAUCGUCCAUGGACUGAUGCACACAGCAGGAUACGCAUGCAGAGGUGGAAAAGGAAAGCCAGAGCUUUUCACAGAGUACAGCGAACCAAAGAUUGUCUGGUCUGCAGCUUCCAACCCAGAAGCGUCUCUCACCGUGAGUCCCAAGAGAACGAAACUUUUCGCCAAUGAGAAAAUCCAGCUGAGCUGCACGGGAAGCUCGGCCGCCUGGAGAGUGAACAGGUUUAGACAGUCGGACUCGUCCAACUGCACCGUCUGGGGGAAGAUGACCGGAUCCUCGUGCACCUUCACAAAUCCUGAGAGCGACGAAGCAGUGUACUGGUGUGAGUCCGGAUCGGGAAAGUUCAGCAAUGCGGUCAACAUCACUUUGAAACCUGCACCAAGGCCCCUGCUGACCGUGUCUCCAUCUUGGCCGAGACAUGGCGCCUCAAUAGCUCUCAGCUGUAAGGUUGAAUCUUCAUCAGCAGGAUGGAGGUUCUACUGGUAUAAAGCUGUUCCAAAUCGAUCUAAAGGCUACACAUAUAAUCUGCUGCCCGGUAGUAAUAAGGGGACUGUGCAGGACUCCAUUGUCGUUCGUGGUCAGAAACACACAGCGGGAUACGCAUGCAGAGCUGGAAUCGGGAGCCCAGAGAUCUUCACCAAUUACAGUGAGCCGAAGAUGGUCUGGUUAGCAGAUUCUCACCCAGCAGCGUCUCUCACAGUGAGUCCCGCCAGAAAAAAACUAUACAUUGUUGACGACAUCAAGCUGGAAUGUAAAGGGCGCUCUGCUGACUGGAGAGUGAGGCGGUUUAGCUAUUUAUACGGCCAGUCAGACUCAUCCGACUGCUCCAGCUGGGGAGCAAUGACUGGAUCCUCCUGCACCUUCAGCAGUUCGAAGUACCAUGAAUCAGUGUACUGGUGUGAGUCUGGAUCAGGAAAGUUCAGCAAUGCAGUCAACAUCACUUUAAAUUAUUCGCCAACGCCCACACUGUCUGUGUCUCCAUGGUGGCUCAGUCCUGGAGCCUCUGUGACUCUAAAAUGUGAGGUAAAACCUUCUUCUGCAGAAUGGAGGUUCUACUGGUACAGAGCUGUCCCCGAUCCAUCACAGAAAAACUACACACACGAUCCACUGUCCAACGUUACCAUGGGGACGGUAGAGGACGUCUACAUCGUCUAUGGACAGAGACACACAACAGGGUUUUCAUGUAGAGCUGGAAAACCAAACGAAGAGUAUUUCACUGCUUACAGUGAGCCGAGGUUUGUCUGGUCUGCAGAUCCUCACCCAGCAGCGUCUCUCACAGUGAGUCCUGACAGAGACAAGCUUUACAUCGUUGACGACAUCAAGCUGAAAUGUACAGGAAGCUCUGCUGACUGGAGAGUGAGACGAGUUCGACAAUCAUACGACCAGUCAGACGUAUCGGACUGCUCCGGCUGGGGAACGAUGGCCGGACCCUUGUGUACGUUCAGCAAUCUCCAGUACAACGUAGCUCUGUACUGGUGCGAGUCUGGAUCAGGAGAGUUCAGCAACGCGGUCAACAUCACCAUGCACCUUGUGCAAACGCCCCGACUGACCGUGUCUCCGUCGUGGCUGAGUCCCGGCGCCGCGGUGACUCUGCGCUGCGAGGGGGAGCCUCAGGCUGCAGAGAGGAGGUUCUUCUGGUAUAAAGCUGUUCCUGAUCUGUCGCAGAUUAAAUUCAGAUACGAUUUGCUGCCUGACAGCGUCGACGGGACAGUAGAGAACUCCUUCGUCGUUCACAAACAGAAACACACAGCAGGAUACGCGUGUAUAGCCGGAUGGGAAAACGUAGAGUAUUCCACUAAUUACAGUGAACCACAGUUUGUCUGGUCAGCUGAUGCUCACCCAGCAGCGUCUCUCACAGUCAGUCCAGUAAGAGAAAAAAUUUUCACUUUCGACGAAGUCCAUCUGCAAUGCACAGGAAGCGCCGCUAACUGGAGAGUGAAGAGGACGGCGGAAUCGUCCGCCUCGGACUGCUCCGUCUGGGGGGUAAUGACCGGAUCCCUGUGCACCUUCAGGAGCCGCUGGUUCCACAAAGCGGUGUACUGGUGUGAGUCUGGAUCCGGAGAGUUCAGCAACGCAGUGAACAUCACCAUACACCUUGCACCGAUGCUUCGCCUGACUGCGUCUCCGUCAUGGCUGAGUCACGGAGCCUCAGUGAACCUGAGCUGUGAGGUCGAUCCUCCGUCUGAAGAGUGGAGGUACUGGUACGAAGCUGUUCCCGAUAUAUCAAGAAAUGACUACAGAUACGAGCUGCUGCCCGAUCAAGUCAAUGGGACGAGCCAGGACUCCCUCAUCGUUCAUGGACAGAGACACACAGCGGGAUAUGCAUGCAGGGUGGGAUAUGGAAACCCAGAGUUUCUCUCUCGAUACAGUGAACCAAAGUUCGUCUGUUCUUCAGAUCCUCAUCCAGCAGCGUCUCUCUCAGUGAGUCCUGACAGAGCGCAACACUUCACCUCUGAGCCGGUGACACUGAGCUGUGGAGGAAACGCUGCCGAGUGGAGAGUGAAGGUGACGAGAGAGUUAAGCUUCUCGUCGUACACCGACUCGUGCUCCACCUGGGGGGCGAUGAAUGGAUCCGUGUGUAACUUCAGCAGUCCACAGUCCUAUGAAGCAGCGUUCUGGUGCGAGUCUGAAUCAGGAGAGCUCAGCAACGCAGUCAACAUCACUGUGCAAGAUGGAGAUCUGCUCCUGGUGAGCCCCGUCCAUCCUGUGACUGAAGGAGCUCCUGUCACCCUGAGCUGCGUGACGAGAGAACAAGACAAACUCUCCGACGUGAUUUUCUAUCACAACGACAAGCUGAGACAAAACGACGACCGUGGGGAGCUGACGAUCUCCACAGUGUCUCAGUUAGAUGACGGUUUCUACAAGUGUGAACAUUUAGGAAAUGUCUCUCCACAGAGCUGGGUGGCUAUUCAAGCCGUUUUGAAACAGAGCAGCUCUUCAUUUUCUGUAAUGUCGGCCGUCGGGCCGAUUUGUGGAAUCAUCCUUGUUGUUCUCCUGCUGCUUCUGAUUCGCUUCAUAAGGCUCAAAGGUCAGACUUUCAUUUUCUUAUGAAGUGCCAAUGGUUGAUGUUUGAUAAGUCACACUCACUUGCCAGCAAUCUCAUGGUAGAGAUAAACAGAAGAGAAACACUUUGAACAUGUGAUCAUUUUACUUUAAAUAGAAGUAAUCUAAGGUUGUAUUCACACCAGGAAAGUCUUUUGAUCCAGACCAAAAGAGGACUUUAUUUAUUUUAUUUUUUUCGUUAGGUAUGCUUUGCAUUCGAAUUGGACUUUUUAGCAAGCCGACUGUAAUUUGUAAACAAAGUCAUUUGACAAUCGAGGGUCCGGAUCAAGGCCGGUCUGCGUUCACACCCGAAGUGAACCGUGUCAGAAUUCACUUGGACGCACAAAAUGUGGACGAAAUGCCAGGACCAAUGCGGGAAACGAACUCUGGUUCAUUAAAAACCCGACUGAAUGUGUCGGGUGUGAAUACCCCCUCAUUAGAAUAUUAUGGAAUUAGUAAAGUCAACUUUGAAACACUUGCUGAUAUUUUUGUUCAUAAAUUGUGUUUUGCUUUUUGAAAUAGCUACAAAAUGAAAGAGACAACUUUUUGUCACUUGUAGUUAACCUACAAAUAUAUUUGUAUUUAUCAGUUUUCAACUGAUAAAUUCUGCUCUAUUAGAAGCCAAAGUUAAAUAAAAUUAAUAUGUCAUGAUA